UUUAGCUCCAAACCUUCGUACAUUUUGUGUCUGUGUUUGCUCAUUUUUCUGCCUUGUGUAGUUGAAAUAAUUAUAAGUCAUAUCAGCAAUGGAUAUGGACUUGAAACCAAGGUCUGCUGAGAAGAUCUUUGAGGGAGAAGGUGGAGAAUACUAUAGCUGGUCGAGCAAGGAGUUCCCUUUGCUGUCGGAGAGCAAGGUUGGCGGCGGUCAUCUUGUUUUGCGGCCUCGCGGAUUCGCUCUUCCUCACUAUGCAGAUUGUGCCAAAAUUGGUUAUGUUCUUCAAGGCAACGGUGGAGUCGUGGGAAUGGUAUUUCCCAACGAAAAAAAGGAAGUGGUAGUUAAGCUGAGGAAAGGAGACAUCAUUCCUGUACCCCUAGGGGGACUCUCAUGGUGGUUCAACGACGGACAUUCCGAGCUCAUUAUCUUGUUCUUGGGCAAGACAAACGACGCUCACAUCCCUGGCGAAUUCACCUACUUCCUUCAGACCGGUGGCCGAGGAAUACUAGCCGGUUUCUCAAACGACUUCAUCAGCAGGGCUUAUGACCUAACCAAAGACGAAGCACACACGCUUGCCAAUAGCCAAGACGGGGUUAUGAUCAUCACACUUCCGAAAGAAAAAACACUUCCGACACCCCAGAAAACUGAUCAAGAUUCUGAGAAAUUGGUGUACAACAUAGAUGCCGCUUGUCCUGAUCACAAAGUCAAGAACAUUGGGUCUUGGACUACAGUGACUGAGACCAAAUUCCCUUUCAUAGGGAAAGUUGGGUUGAGCACCAACCACAUUGAGCUUAAAGCGGAUUCGAUGAGCUCGCCGAUUUACACCACUGAUUCAACCACUCAGAUGAUUUAUGUUGUGAAAGGAGAUGGCAAGAUCCAAAUUGUGGGAAUUAAUGGUGAAAGGGUUUUGGACACUGAAGUGAAAGUUGGUCAUUUGGUACUUGUUCCAAGGUUCUUUGUGGUUGCUUUGUUGGCUGGGGGAGAAGGGAUAGAGUGCCUCUCUGUCGUAACAAGUUCUGAGCCUGUUUUCGAAGACAUAGCUAGCAACGAAUCGACAAUGGCGGCUCUGUCGCCUGCGGUGUUACAAGCGUCGCUCAAUGUCACUGCAGACUUCACCAAACUUUUUACCUCAAAGAUUCAUAAGAGCUCCUACAUCCUCCGUUAAAGGAGUAGUCUUAAAAUAUAAACAAUGAUAAAUAAUAGGGAGAAUGUAAUAAAUAACAUAUUUAUGAAUAUAA
Morus notabilis is the source of this 1235-nucleotide messenger RNA. Its product is annotated as 12S seed storage protein CRD. Gene Ontology annotation, molecular function: nutrient reservoir activity. Bases 89 to 1162 code for a protein of 357 amino acids. The record is from RefSeq and is a predicted model, not a curated record. Lineage: Eukaryota; Viridiplantae; Streptophyta; Magnoliopsida; Rosales; Moraceae. The transcript has 3 exons.